This is a messenger RNA of Hemicordylus capensis (graceful crag lizard), 3326 nucleotides long. RefSeq names its product aquaporin 3 (Gill blood group) (gene AQP3). The transcript has 6 exons. The record is from RefSeq and is a predicted model, not a curated record. Gene Ontology annotation, molecular function: water channel activity; urea transmembrane transporter activity; glycerol channel activity. Gene Ontology annotation, biological process: water transport; glycerol transmembrane transport. NCBI's taxonomy places the organism in Eukaryota, Metazoa, Chordata, Lepidosauria, Squamata, Cordylidae. Gene Ontology annotation, cellular component: basolateral plasma membrane; plasma membrane. Bases 63 to 941 code for a protein of 292 amino acids.
UGAAAGCUGAGAGGGAUUCUCUGAUCCUAACACACCAGCCCUUGAAGGAAAACCCAGGCACCAUGGGCAGGCAGAGAGACGUGCUCACCGCAGUUGGGCAGAGGCUGAGGAUCAGGAAUAAACUCCUCCGGCAAGCUCUGGCUGAAUGUCUGGGGACGCUGAUCCUAGUGAUGUUUGGUUGUGGCUCAGUGGCUCAGAUCGUGCUCAGCAAAGGGAGUCAUGGACAAUUUCUGACAGUCAACUUGGCCUUUGGCUUUGCUGUGACCCUUGGAAUUCUGAUUGCUGGACAGAUCUCAGGUGCCCAUUUGAACCCUGCUGUCACCUUCGCCAUGUGCUUUAUGGCCCGGGAGCCUUGGAUCAAGUUGCCGGUCUACGCUCUAGCACAAACCCUCGGAGCAUUCCUAGGAGCAGGCAUCGUGUUUGGCUUGUACUUUGACGCCAUUUGGGCAUUUGGUGGGAACCAGCUCUUUGUCACCGGUCCAAACGGCACAGCAGGCAUCUUUGCUACCUACCCGUCAGAGCACUUGAACUCCGUGAAUGGAUUCUUUGACCAGUUUAUUGGCACAGCAGCUCUGCUGGUCUGCCUCUUGGCCAUCGUGGACCCCCACAACAACCCAGUCCCCAAAGGCCUGGAGGCUUUCACUGUUGGCUUCGUCAUCUUGGUGAUUGGGACUUCCAUGGGCUUCAACUCCGGAUAUGCCGUCAACCCAGCCCGAGACUUCGGGCCUCGUCUCUUCACAGCGAUUGCUGGUUGGGGCACGGAAGUCUUCACGACUGGCAGGCAGUGGUGGUGGAUCCCGAUCAUUGCGCCUUUCCUCGGGGCCAUUGCUGGCGUGAUCGUCUACCAGCUGAUGAUUGGAUGCCACGAUGAGCCACGGCAUGAAGUUAACGAGGAGGAGACCGUCAAGCUGUCCAAUGUGAAGCAGAGGGACAAUGUUUGAGGCUGCCAGGGAAUCCCACUGCCCUGGGUGCACCUGUGGACAUGUUUUUGGUGGUUGUUUUUUUUAAAAAAAGGACUGAGAUUGAUAACCAAAGAAAAAGAGAAGCACAACAGGAAUUUCUUCUGCUCUUUUGUUAGUCCUCUUUGUUACGUUGCAUACCCUUGAUGUAUUUGCUUUAGGAAGUUGCCUACAAACCUGGAUACCCCCUAUACUGUUGCAGUCACACAGCAUCAGGGGGCAGUGUUGUAAAGUGGUUAGAGCACAAGACUGGCUGGAAUCCUGAAUCCUCAGCCUUUUCUUUUGCCAAAUACUAAUGGACUUGUUCCUUUAACCUCUAUACGGCCUUCCCUCCCUUUGGCAGGACGUGGGUUCAAAUGACGUAGAUUCACCUUUGAGCCAGUGUGGCACAAAGGUUAGAGCAUUGGACUUAAAACCAGGGAGACCCAAGUUCAAGUCCCCGUUCCGCCAUGCAAGUCACUGAGUGACUCUGGGCCCAUCACUUCUCUCUCAGACUAACCUACCUCACAGGGUUGUUGUGAGGAUAAACAUAACCAUGUACUCUGUUUUGGGCUCCUUGGAGGAAGGAUUAAAACAAAACAAAACAACAGGUUCUGGGGCCAUUGGGUGGGUUAGGGUCAGCAAGGUUGUGUUCUUCAGUUGCUUCUCUCUAGGACUGGGUUCAGCUCUGUAAAUUUUGAGUGGAAGUGAGGCAUUGCAGCCAAAUUUGGUCAGUCUUUUCCUUGGAAGAUACAACGAAGGAAAAACUUCAGUGCUGGAAGAUGCAGUAGUGAUUUUGACAUAGGGUGGGCAUGGAAAUCUUUUCCAGGAAGUGCCAUGCAGGAGGAAAAUGCUAUGGAUAACAUUGAUCUGAGUGGCUUCUUCCACUGGCUUCAAGAUCCCUGUUCAUUACGGAGGCUUUUCAAAGCAUCAGGCUUUGUAAAUAUAAAGCAAUAUAUGUGUGUAAUGCCGUGCUGCAGUCUGUCAGAUAUGUGUCAUUUAGUUUUUGAUAAACUGGGGGCAUGUAUGUACAUUCAAUUCUUGCUUUGGGCUGUUUGUCUUUUUUAAAACAAGCACUUAUAAAUAUAACGCCAGGUUGCAGCAUCUAGGAGCUAGGCUGCAUUCAUGCAAACUUGGCCACCAUCCUACACAGAAUUAAGCACACUUGAAAUAGGAAACUGCCAUAUACUGAGUCAGACCAUUGGUCUAUCUAGCUCAUUAUUGUCUUCACAGACUGGCAGCAGCUUCUCUAAGGUUGCAGGCAGGAAUCUCUCUCAGCCCUAUCUUGGAGAAGCCAGAGAGGGAACUUGAAACCUUCUGCUCUUCCUAGAGCGGCUUCAUCCCCUGAGGGGAAUAUCUUGCAGUGCUCACAUGUCAAGUCUCCCAUUCAGAUGAAACCAGGGCAGACCCUGCUUAGCUAUGGGGACAAGUCAUGCUUGCUACCAGCUCUCCUCUCAGCUGCUUCAAAUAAUUGGGCUUCAAAACAUUUCAUUGUUUUGGGUUGUGGCCCAAGGACUUUCCUUCCAAGCAGCAGUCAGGGAACCCUGUUCGUGGAAUGCUGCAAAUAUGGUGGGGUAACCACAUGGGCAGCACACACACAUACUGUACAAUAGACAGGUAUCCUCUGGAGGAUUCAGCAUUCCAGGGAACUUUGAUACCAUGGGGACAGUCUAGUCACUCAAGCAGAGGAGAUGCUUUCUUUAUAAAGAUGUCUUUCGGGACCUCUUUUGGGAUGCUCAGAUUUGCUAUUAUUACAGAGUUGGACACUCACAUAUUGCAUGACAAAGAUGGCUAAGAUCCUCCUGAGGAUGAUCUAAGAUAUUAUAUGACGUUCCUCAGAUUGGAAUGCACUGCCAGGAAAAGACAUGGAUGGUGAGAAGAGAACCGAGUGUUGAAGGUCGGCUGUUGGGAACUCCUAUAGGGGCCUCCCUGAUGUUUUGGAAGAGACUAUUUGGGUCUGUUGCUCUUCCAAAGCACAGCCACCUUAUGCUAAUGCAACAUCUUAUGGCCAUGUAAACACAGGAAGCUGCCUUAUUCUGAGUGAGGACACCCCUGGCAGGGCACGCAAGAAGGGAAUUGCAUUGCCAGCUGGCACAAGUUGGCUUCUUUUUGCUUUAUUGGGCACCUCAGGUAUUUUCCCCAAAUGGGUCAUUUUAAAUCAGUGGGUCAUUUUAAAAGUGCCUCCAUAUCAUUAUACUCAGAAUUGCAGUUGGAGAAGUUUUUCCCCUGCAGGAAAAGGUGCUGAAAAUCUUUGUGCUUGUAUUAUUCAGAUUUGAUGCAACAAUUCAAUUGGUCAAGUAGUUCCUGCACUAUGUGUAAUGGCUAUACUGUUUGUAAUGUAUUUCAGAUUUUUUAAAAUAAUAAUUAAAAAAACCCUACCAUUGUAAA